Molecule: messenger RNA, 1442 nt
Organism: Rubroshorea leprosula
Lineage: Eukaryota; Viridiplantae; Streptophyta; Magnoliopsida; Malvales; Dipterocarpaceae
Source: the annotation of a GenBank genome assembly
AGACAAAAACCUGAUGACGAAGUAGACGAUCGAAAUUCCUACUUCCCAAUUUCUCUGCAUUCGCUAUUAUGGAUACCCAAGAAAACGAGCGGCCUCUGGUUCUGGUGCAUUGUCUCCCCCCAUUCAAGCUUCCAAGGCAAUUCGAAUUCGAAGAGCGCCUACUUGCUCAAUUUCGCCUUCUUGACCACCCCUUUGACUCGCUUGAGCAAACCCAAUCCUUCUUGUCCCGACACGCAGAGUCGAUCCGGGCACUCAUCAGCGUGGGUCCUUCCCCAAUAUCUGCCGAGUUUCUCCAUCUCCUGCCUCGUUUGGAGUUAAUAGUGGCGGCAAGCGCAGGCCUUGACCGCGUUGACCUGCCUGAGUGCCGGCGCCGGGGAAUCAUAGUCACCAACGCUAGCCUUGCCUUCUGCGAGGAUGCGGCAGACUGUGCUGUUGGGUUGUUGAUCGAUGUUUUGCGAAGAAUAUCGGCUGCUGACAGAUUCGUUCGUGGUGGGUUGUGGCCUGUGAAGGAAGACUAUCCUCUUGGUUUUAAGUUGGGGGGAAAGCGUGUUGGGAUUGUGGGGCUGGGACACAUUGGCUCGGAAAUUGCAAAAAGGCUGGCUGCCUUUGGAUGCAACAUUGCCUACAACUCAAGGAAGCAGAAACCAUCUGUUACAUUUCCCUUCUAUGCCAAUGUCCGUGAGCUAGCAGCUAACAGUGAUGUGCUUGUACUUUGUUGUGCACUUACAGGAGAAACCCAUCAUAUUGUCAAUAAGGAUGUCAUGACAACAUUGGGAAAGGAAGGGGUGAUUAUUAAUGUUGGACGUGGAGCUCUUAUCGAUGAGAAGGAAAUGGUGCAGCUCCUGGUGCAAGGAGAGCUAGGUGGUGCAGGGCUUGAUGUGUUUGAGAAAGAGCCUGAUGUGCCAAAAGAGCUAUUUGCCCUGGAUAAUGUCGUGCUGUCUCCACACCGUGCAGUCCUCACCCCAGAAUCCUUUGAGCUAUUAAUGGAGUUGGUUAUUAACAACUUGGAGACUUUCUUUUCAAAUAAACCUUUGUUGUCAGUUGUGUCAAACAAAUAACUGAACUUUCAAAAUCCCGUUCUUUUCUUGUAUAAUGCUUUCAAUAUUGUUCCAUAUGCAGCAUGCUGAAGAUUAAACUGAUCAACUGAAUCAGAAAGUGAGAGGGAGAGGGAUGAAUAUUGAACAAUUCACCUGAAAUAUUGAAUAAAUCUCCUAUUGAUUGUAGAUCUGAGUUCCUUUGUAUGGAAGCUGAAGCUAGUACUUAGUGUUGUUUGAAACCAUGUGUUCAACAAUGUUUUGAUGUUCUCUCUUGUUAAGACUACAACGAUAGUUUCCUGCCCUGCCUAUGUUAUGUGUAGAAUUGUUCAAUGGACUGUGUUUUCUAUUUUACUUGUAACAGACGGUUAUCCAUUGCAAGAUUUCUAAUAGAAGUAUAAUACACGU